AUGUGGGUGCCCAAUAACGCUCAUGUCGUUGUUUCGACCUUACUCGGUAUCUCUCUUUGUACCCAUACACUUGCGUCGAGUCAGUCUGAUGGACUAUCGCCCUAUGGCAACGGCCAUGCACCUGAUGUCAUUGACGUGACCGCAGUAAACCACCAAACUCACGACUACGUUGACUUGGACCAGAAUGAUUUCGACAAUCGUACCGUGACCGAUCAGACCUUGGGGUUGGAUCGUCGAGCGGCGAAAGACUUUUACUUGAGAGUGAUGCCGCUCGGUGCCUCCAUCACCCAGGGGUACAAGUCUAGUGAUGGCAACGGCUAUCGCAAAUGGCUCCGAGCUCAACUUCGGUACAAGGGCUGGAAGGUCAACAUGGUAGGAUCCCAAAAGGAUGGCACCAUGGCUGAUUCGGACAAUGAAGGCCAUCCUGGCUGGACCAUUGGUUCGGUACACGGAGCUUGGAAGGAAAGCAAGUGGAUGAAGCCUAAUCUGGUUCUCAUCAAUGCAGGACUAAAUGACUGUAACAACGGAGGCGAUCCCAGCAAAGCAGGCGAGCGAACAAAAGCUCUAGUAGACGACAUCUUCGACAAUGUGCCCGGCGUGACAGUCAUUCUAUCCACACUUCUCAGAAACGGAGAUGCAAACCGGGAUGCGUGCAGCAAAGACAUUAGCAGACAAAUCAGAAGUGUGGCAAAGGGUUACAAGAAAGGAACCCGUAUUGGACUUGCUGAUGUUCGUGAUGUCAUGAAGAUGAGCGACAUUGGGCCAGACAAGGACCAUCCCACUGAUGAUGGCUACAAGUUCUUCGCUGGAGUCUGGUGGGAUGCUAUCAGUCAGAUGGAGGACCGCAUCCAGCCACCAGCAGCCGUCAGCGGUAUUGACGAUUCAGCCACUGGCCAGUCUAAGCAAUGCAAAAAGGUUGCUGGAAAUGCGGGCCUGCCCGGCCAAAUUCAGCUGGGGAGUGGUCACGAUGAUGGGAACUAUGUCCAUGCGAGCACUUCACGCGGUACCAUCGAUAGCGCCGUUAUCGACAAGGGCAGUGACCCGAAGUCUAUCACUAACGAUAUCCCUUGGCACAUCUUCUUUGCAAACAUCGUCAAAGGUGACCCCAAUGCCCCUCGGGCGGAUUCACUCGAUGACUGGAUCCGUGUCUACCACAACACCAAAGACAAGAACGCAUAUUGGUUCCGGCAAAACCUGGGAGGUGGCGAGUUUGACAAGUCGGUUCAAUUCGACGUUGAUAUGAACUGUGAUCUUGGCCCUCGUUACGCAUUCGCUGAUCUUAAUAAUGAUGGCCUUGACGACUUCUUUUGCAUCAAAGAGAAUGCUGUAUGGGCUUCUCUCAACCGUGGUGGAAACCCCCCGAAAUUCGAGAGUAUUGGUCAAAUCAUUGGCGAUUUCGACGGUUUGAAAGCAACUGAUGUUCGCAUUGCUGACAUUGACGGCGAUGGAAGAGCAGACUUUUGCCUCGUCAAGUCAGCAAGCAAUAUAGCAUGCUCUCGCAAUGGUGGUUGGGGUGAUAAACCCCAGUGGCAAGGGUUCACCACAGUCAAUGGCAUUCGUGGUACUGUCUUUGAUACCGCACUACCAGACAAGGACGGUAUAAUACUGGCUGAUCUGAACGGAGAUUUCCGAAGCGACGUCAUGUACAUAGGUGAGAACGGCAACGUCCGGACAUGGAUCAACAAUCGAGGUACCGGCAAGGGUCUAGUGCCCAACUGGAGAUCUGCAGGCCAGACGCACGCCGGCCAAAGCUCCAGCGGUAACCAGGACAAGAUCAAGUUCGGGCGUAUCUACGGCUCCAACCGCCUCGACUACAUCCUCCUCAAAGAACAGAAAGACACAUAUGAUGUGCUUGUCUGGGAGAACAAGGGCCAGGGCGGAACCAAGCUCAAGGCUGAUGGAACCUAUUACUGCGAUAUGCGUAACUCUGGCAGCGACGAUCUUGUCUGGAUCUACCAAGAUGGUCGUGUCGAUGAGAUCAACGUCAAUACCCACUCCCCGCCUUCUUGGGGUCAUGCUAUCGAUUUCAACUUUAUCGUUCCUGGACCCAGAAACGGUAUCCAUUUAGCUGACUGGACUGGCGAUGGCAAAUGCGAUAUAAUCGUACAGGACAAGGGCAGUGGAGCCCUCACCAUCUACGAAAAUACUUAUGUGACGGCGUCUGGCCAUAUGACGUUUGCUAGCAACACCAUCCAUGCAGCACCUGGUUGUGAUCAAGGCUGGGGCGUUGGUAUUUUCGAUCUGGGAAUGAGGAUACAUGACAUUGACGGCGAUGGACGAGCGGAUGUAUUGUGCCUUGAGAAGAACGGUCGAAUCACUGCUUGGCUCAACAAGGCUUCUGGUCUAGAAUCUGUCGGUCAGGUCAAGUUCUCUGAGGGAUGGGAUCGAGCUAGCAUUCGCUUCGCUGAUGUUGAAGCGUCCGGGCGAGCUGACCUUUUACAUGUUGACAAGUACACUGGUGCUGUGGAUGUCUUUACCAACAAUGGGCACAAAGCCCAAGGAGGAAGUUCAUUUUCCUGGACCAAGCGUGGCAUGCUUUACAACCCUAUUGAUCGAGGUGAUAACAUGCACUUCACCAACCUGGGUGGCCUUGGUCGAGCUGAUAUGGUCAAGGUUGAUCCUUCCACAAACAAGGCGUGGGCGUAUUGGAAUAGAUGCACAGCUACAGGCGGAGACGAUGGCUCUGCAGACAAGGACCCCGGUUUGCCCAAGACAGGCGGCGGUUCUGUAGGUGACGACAUCACCGACGUUGAUCUUCCCGAAAAGGGCGUCGACAGCGACAAGAUCUGCAAGUGGUCUUUCGAUUCUGAAGACGAGGAUAAGAACUAUGAGUCGUGGACCAAGAGUGGUGCUGCCAAGUGGUUCAAGGACUGGCUCUACAAGAACGGCGCCGACAAGUGGACCGAUAAGUUCUUUAAAGCUGUCAUCGGCGGCGGUAGCCAGGGCGGUUCUACUAUGAACUGCAAGAACCUCGGAUCGACAACCUGCCAGGGACCAGGCACUACUCCCUGCUCUUCCUAUACUCCCCCCGAGACUUUCUACGUCCAUCAGCAGAUCGGUGUUAUGUUCAGUGCAUUCCAUCAGAUUUGGACAGAUGCUAUCAACUUCAGUAUCAAGCAACUGGCAGGGGGUAUCAAGGAAAUUGUCGACGAAUACGGUGAGCCGUCUAAAGACGAUAGAUCUUUGAUGCUCAACAUGCUAGUCGGCAUUCUUACCUCGGCCGCUGGUAUAGGGGCCAAGUCAACAGGUGCCGCAGGGACCCUGACCUUUUUCUCAGGUGUCUUUGCCUCGGCAUCAGCCAACAGUGGCGACUUUCCUACUGGUGUGUCCAAGGACGACCUCGCUGAUGACUUGGUGAACGCCUACGGCAAGGUCUUUAAUGAGGUCCUGAACGCUACCACUGGCUACGUCGAGGCUGUGCUAUCGGGUUCCAAGCCUGAUAACAUCAAGGGCAGUGCUGAGGAUUGGGUUCAUGAUGUCUUUUCUCAUGGCCAGUGGUUGUCGGAACCCUAUGUUACAAAGGGAAUGAAGACAUAUAUCGAAGGCACUCACAAGAAAUGGAUGGAAUUUGCAAAGACGAGAGCUCUUAUGAAUGGCAAGGAUAAAAUUGACGGAGCCUAUGUCGUUAUGGCAAGCAAUCCUGGAGAUGAGUGUGACAAGCAAAGAACUCAAGCCUCUGAUCCGGUCGGCGGCAAAGUGAAGGUCGAUGAAGAUGUCUGCACUAACAAGCUACCCGGAUGCUACUGGUACGACAAGCGUUGCGUGUGCUUUGGAGUAAGCGACCAUAGGUAUCAGGGAGGGAAUAAACAACGAUUCGGUGUUUUAAGCCCCACACAAGUCAAAGAGAUGGAGAAGGUUGUCGACGACUACAAGGCUGCGCUCAUCAACAACUAUGACUGUAAUGGCGGGGAGCCUACGGUGCCUACACAGAAGGACUUUGACUAUGACAACCCCAUCGCGUACCCCAAGUGUUUCAUUGCUUUCCCUAGAAAGAAGGACAGUGACACUUUCUACUGCACAAUCACCAAGGAGAAUUGGUAG
Molecule: messenger RNA, 4041 nt
Organism: Fusarium poae
Lineage: Eukaryota; Fungi; Ascomycota; Sordariomycetes; Hypocreales; Nectriaceae
Exons: 19
Coding region: 1-4041 (1346 amino acids)
Molecular function (GO): phosphatidylcholine lysophospholipase A1 activity
Source: RefSeq, a predicted model, not a curated record